AUGCACCUGCAGUUAUGCUUAGCUGAUUUUAUAACUGGCUUUAUCGGUAUUUCUAUAAAUUUAGAUCCGAUAUUGGAAUCGCCAAAAGCAAUCCAGCAUGGUUUUACGUUCCUUCCUGAUCCUCGAGAUGGCGGUUUGUAUAUUUUAAAGGAUGGGCAACUGAAGAAACUACCAUAUUCAAUUCCUCAACUGGUCAAUGCUUCACCGUGUCGAACGAAUGAUGGCGUGCUUUAUGCAGGAAGCAAACGAGAUGUAUGGUUGGAGAUUGAUCCAGAAACAGGCACGAAACUUCAUGAGCUCUCAUUAUCACAUACAGAUCGCCAUUGCCCUUUGAACAAAAACAGCAGUGUUUUCAUUGGAAGGUCUGAGUAUAAAUUAACAAUGUUUGAUCCGGAAAACCAAAAGCGACGAUGGAAUGCAACGUUCACGGAUUAUUCGAGUCAUUUGUUGCCAAGUAAGUGA
Messenger RNA from Gongylonema pulchrum, 462 nucleotides. The record is from the annotation of a GenBank genome assembly. NCBI's taxonomy places the organism in Eukaryota, Metazoa, Nematoda, Chromadorea, Rhabditida, Gongylonematidae.